UUAUAAUAUGUAAAACGAGUCUUCUAUAGUAUUUAUAUUCAAACCAAUACUGACAGUGGUGUGAAUAAUCACAUUUUGGAGAGUUUGGGGAGUUUCGCAGGAACAGGUGCCGCGCUCGUUAUCUAUUCGCUUCCGCUGCCGUUUCAAGUUGUGCGCGCAUUCUCCAAGCGUCCUCCCAGUCCUGGGCGGAGUGGAGUCAUUUGAAGAUGAUCUCCUACGCGACUUCGACAUACUCAAGUUUCAGAUGUCUACCAAAUGCAAUCGUUAUUUCACAGAGGAUUACAAUUUGAUCUAGGACGUCGACUUCAGGAAAUCAUCCCUCCUAAACGACGACCUAGGGACGGAAGACUUUUCAGUUUGUAGUGCAUCACCCGAGUGGCCACCCUGGCGGGCACUAUUCCGUCGAAGGGGGAGGAGGACUUCCUGACGCUGGCCGCUUCCCGGCUCAGCCGCCGCAAGCGUGUCAUAGGGGCGGGUGUGGGCGUGGCCAUGGUCUUGGUGCUCCUGGUGGCCAUCCCCCUGUUGGUCCACAGCACCAAGGCAGGAGGGGCAGGAGGUGCAGGAGGAAGCCAUUAUGAGAUGCUUGGCAGCUGCAGGAUGGUUUGUGACCCUUACACCCCGUCCCAGAACGAGCUGACAGCCGUCUCCCCGCCGCCUUCCGACUUCAUGGGGCGCCGGGGGAAGUCUGGAUUGCGUGGGCCCCCCGGGUUCCCUGGCCCACAAGGCCCCCCGGGCCCCGCAGGGGAGCCAGGCAAGCCCGGCCCUCAGGGACCACAGGGCCCCGGCCCCGGCGGCUACGUGCCCUCCUUCUACAGUCCUAAGAUCGCUUUCUAUGCAGGCCUGCGCAAGCAGCACGAGGGCAUCGACGUGCUCAAGUUUGACGACGUGGUCACCAACGUUGGCAACUACUACGAGCCCAGCACUGGCAAGUUCACGUGCCCGCUGCCUGGCAUCUAUUACUUCACCUACCACGUGCUCAUGAGGGGAGGAGACGGCACCAGCAUGUGGGCAGACCUGAAGAAGAACGGGCAGGUGAGGGCCAGUGCCAUAGCCCAGGAUGCCGACCAGAACUACGACUACGCCGCCAACAGUGUGAUCCUGCACCUGGACGUGGGGGAUGAGGUGUACGUGCAGUUGGACGGGGGCAAGGUGCACGGGGGCAACACCAACAAGUACAGCACCUUCUCCGGCUUCCUCAUCUACCCCGACUAAUCAUGACCGCCGACACCUCCUCCACCCAACGCCACCACACCCCCGCCCAAUCAAACGCUCAACAACACCAGACCUACCACCCUCAUUACACCACUGCUCCCUAAGAAGCCGCCCUGGGCACACUGCGCGAAGACACAGAAAUACAACCAUACAAACACACACACACACACACACACACACACACACACACACACACACACAACACAGACCUACUUUC
Molecule: messenger RNA, 1429 nt
Organism: Clupea harengus (Atlantic herring)
Lineage: Eukaryota; Metazoa; Chordata; Actinopteri; Clupeiformes; Clupeidae
Gene: c1ql4a
Product: complement C1q like 4a
Molecular function (GO): protein binding
Source: RefSeq, a predicted model, not a curated record